AACGGGAAAUCGAGUCGCAGAGAGAAACGAGUCCACGCUCCACACAGCAAGCCAAAAUCCAAACCAAUCCCUCAUUCCCUCCUCCCCUUAAACCCUCCCCGCCGAUCACCAACAGCGCGCCGCCCACCAUGCUGCCAAUGGACGACGGCACGAAGCGGAAGCACCAGCCAGGCGCGCACCCCACGCGCCGCAAGGUGGUGGAGGAGCCCUUCGACCCCGCGCCGCCUCUCUCCGGUGCGGCUACUGCUGCUGCUUCUGCGGCGGCGCCCCCACCCCACCUCGUCGGCGCCAUCGUUGAGAAGGGCUUCUCCGCCGCCGCUCCCUCCUCUUCCCCUCGUCCCACCGUCCUCCCCUUCCCCGUCGCCCGCCACCGCUCCCACGGCCCCCACUGGAACCCGGUGACAAAGGACGCCUACAAGGAGAAGGGGGAGGUGGAGGACUACGGGAUGGAUGUGGACGAGGUGGACUACCAGCCCAUGGCCACGGUGGCCGGCCCAAUACGGAGGAAGGAGAAGAAGGGCAUGGAUUUCAGUAGGUGGCGAGAGUUCAUGGCUGACGACGUGCCCCCAAAGCGGAGGCAGGCAAAGAAAAACAGUACACAGAGAAUUGAUCCUGGAAUUGUGGCUGAAAAGGUGGAUGUUUCAGUGGGGGAGAGGGCUUUGGGGGGAGAUGGCAUGGAACUGGACGGUGGGAAUGCUAAGGAUGAAUUGGGUGUGACGACUUUGGUUUCUGAUGUGUUGCCAAGGAAGCCCGAGAAGCGGGUUGAUGCAGGGGAUUUAUUGAUGUUAGAAGGUGAGGCUGGGGUUGCUGAAAUGCGAGGAGAGGGUAUGCAGUUGGAUGAUGGGGAGCCAUCGGUUGCAGCAGAGAUAAAUGCAGAGAACAUAGCUAGGCUGGCAGAAAUGUCUACAGAGGAGAUUGCAGAGGCACAGGCAGAUAUUUUGAAUAGGCUGGAUCCGACCUUGGUGGAGAUACUGAAGCGUCGGGGAAAGGAGAAGUCUGGGGGCAGGAAAGAUGGGGUGAAGGAUAAGGGUGGAGAAAUUUCAGAGCCAGGGAAGACUGCAAGGGCUACUCCAGGUGCUCGUUUGGUGGUUGGUGAGCACAAUGGAUACUCUUGGAAGGCAUGGAGCGAGAGAGUGGAGCGAAUCAGGCUGUGUAGGUUCACACUGAAUGGAGAUAUUUUGGGGUUUCAAUCUUGCCAGGAACAGCAAGAUGGCAAGAACAGAAAUGCAGAAAGGGUAGCUGAGCGUGACUUCCUCCGAACAGAGGGCGAUCCUGCCGCUGUUGGUUACACAAUCAAUGAGGCACUGGCACUUACCAGGAGCACGGUCCCUGGGCAGCGUGUACUUGGACUGCAGCUUCUUGCUUCUGUUCUGAAUAGGGCAGUGCACAACCUGCAUGAGAUGGAUCUAGCUGAUAAUUUGGAAGGAGCUAAUGGCGCCGACAAGCUUGAUGAUUGGCAAGCAGUUUGGGCCUAUGCCCUGGGGCCUCAACCAGAGUUGGUUCUCUCUCUGAGGAUGGCAUUGGAUGAUAACCAUGCGUCUGUAGUUCUUACCUGUGCCAAAGUUAUUAAUGUUAUGCUUACCUAUGACAUGAAUGAGGCAUAUUUUGAAUUUUCAGAGAAAGUAGUACAUCAGGGGAAAGAUAUCUGCACAGCUCCUGUUUUUCGUAGCAAACCUGACCUGGAUGGAGGUUUCCUUGAAGGUGGGUUUUGGAAAUAUAACACAAAACCGUCAAAUAUACUUCCACAUUAUGGUGAAAACGCUGAAGAAGAAGGUGAUGAGGAACAUACCAUUCAAGAUGAUGUCGUUGUAUCUGGACAAGAUGUUGCUGCUGGCCUUAUUAGGAUGGGAAUCCUACCACGUAUCUGCUCCCUUUUGGAGAUGGACCCUCCUCCAAUUCUUGAAGAUUAUCUUGUUUCAACUCUUGUGGCAUUAGCUAGACACUCUCCACAAUCUGCUGAUGCCAUCUUGAAUUGUACAAAUCUUGUUCAAAGUGUUGUUAAGCUGUUGGUCAAGCAAGGAUCAAUGGAAAUUCACUCGUCACAGAUCAGAGGGGUUACUCUCUUGAAGGUUUUGUCCAAAUACAACAGACAAACAUGCUCCAAUCUUGUGAACCGUGGAGUUUUUCAGCAGGCGAUGUGGCAGUGGUACAGAAAAGCUUAUACCCUUGAGGAUUGGAUAAGAUCUGGAAAGGAACAAUGCAAGCUGAGUUCAGCAAUGAUGGUUGAGCAGCUGCGGUUUUGGAGAACCUGUAUUUCAUAUGGGUUUUGCAUAGGGCACUUCACAGAUUUUUUCCCUGUUUUGUGUCUGUGGCUCAGCCCUCCACUGUUUCAGAAUCUAAGCAAAAGCAAUGUUCUUUCUGAGUUUAGUUCAAUUUCAAGAGAGUCUUAUCUUGUAUUAGGAGCUCUGGCACAGAGGCUGCCACUUCUUCAUUCAAUGGAGCAGCUUGGCAAGCAAGAUAUGGGAGUUUCUGGCAGUUAUAUUGAAAUGUGGUCUUGGAGUCAUGUAGUUCCAAUGGUAGAUCUGGCGUUAUCUUGGUUACAUCUGAACGAUAUUCCGUAUUUGUGUUCACUGAUCAAUGAGCAGAGUGAGAAUACAGCACAUAUACUAGAGGAAAGCUGUUUGGUUUUGUUGAUUUCUUCUGUGCUUGGCAUGCUUAAUUCUAUAUUAGAAAGAAUAUCACCAGAUGGCACUCCUGAUGUUAAAAGUUACUGCUUGCCUUGGAUACCUGACUUUGUCCCCAAAAUUGGCCUGGGCAUAAUUACUAAUAACUUUUUCAGCUUCUCCCGUGAUGAUGUUGUUGGACAUGAGGAUCAGCUGUCUUUCUGUGGUGUAUCGUUGGUGCAGGGGCUUUGUCGUAUGAGAUCCCAGGGUAAUGUUGAUGCAUCAUUAUCUUCCAUAUGUUGUCUUCAAAGAUUAGUGCAGCUAUCCUUCUCUGUUGACAGAGUAAUCCAGAGAGUGUCAACAAAAUGUUCCGAGCCUGUCAAAGAAUCUAAAACAGGGAUAGCUGGCAAGAUAUUAGGACAAGGCAUUUCCAGUUUAUGGCAUCAUGACUUGUUGAACUCUCUAAAUGUGAUGUUGCCAUUGAGUUCCUCACAGUGGCCAGUAUUAAAGAACAUAGAGACGUUCGGUAGAGGAGGACUAGCUCCUGGUGUUGGGUUUGGCUGGGGGACUUGUGGUGGAGGGUUUUGGUCUCUGAAAUGCCUACUUGCACAACUGGAUUCACAGUUGGUCUUAGAGUUGAUCAAAAUCUUCUCUGCAGUACCAGAAGUUCUUGUUACUCCCAGUAAAGGUGUGAACUCAGAUAAUGUGACUAAUCCAGUUGCCAAAGCAUCAGGGAGAAUUAGUCCUGUCCUUGGUGUAUCUUUGAUUGCAGGACCUGGCCAGAUCACUACGUUGGAGACAGCCUUUGAUAUCCUCUUCCAUCCUUCAAUUCUGAAGUGUCUCAAAUCUUCUAUGCAAAGUAUGGCUUCUCAAAUGGAAUUACCAAAAACUUCAGAGUGGGAGAUAACUGAAGAUGAAUAUCAGCAUUUUAGUAGUGUGCUGAAUUCACAUUUCAGAUCUAGAUGGUUGGUCAUCAAGAAGAAGUCAGACAAAUAUGCAAGAGAUAACAGUGGCAUCAAUAUGCCAAAAUUAUCAGAGACGUUGGAUACGAUUCAAGAAGAAGUAGAGUUUACGGAAACUGUAAAUCCACCUUGUGGCACGUUAGUUGUAGAGUGGGCACACCAGAGACUGCCUCUUCCUGUACAUUGGAUUCUAAGUUCAAUCUGCUGCAUUGAUGAUGCAAAAGGCACCCUUUCAGUGUUAGCCAACCAUGCUGUUGAUGUUUCAAGAGCUGGUCUUAUCUUUCUUUUUGGUCUCGAAGCCAUUUCAUCCGCUCCAUGUCUUGAUGCUCCUUUAGUUUGGAAAAUACACGCACUUUCUGCCUCUCUCCGAACUAACAUGGACUUGCUUCAAGAAGACAGAAGCAGGGAUAUUUUUAAUGCUUUGCAAGAAUUGUAUGGCCAACAUCUGGACAUGUUAUGCCAUAAAUACUAUCGAUCUCACUCUGUAAAGAACGAUGAGGUUGUAGGAUCUGUGACUACUGUUGAAGAAGCAAAAGCGAUCAGUUCUCUUGAAAUUCUCGGAUUUAAGGAGAAAAUUCAUGGGAGCUAUACUACCUUUGUUGAGAGCGUUAUUGACCAAUUCGCAGCUGUCUCGUAUGGAGACGUUAUCUUUGGUCGGCAAGUCGCCAUUUAUUUGCAUAGAAGUGUUGAGACCGUGGUGCGGCUUGCAGCCUGGAAUGCAUUAUCUAAUGCUUAUGUGCUUGAACUCUUGCCUCCUCUAGACAAAUGCAUUGGUGAUAUCAAAGGAUACUUGGAGCCUUUUGAGGACAACGAAGCAAUUUUGGAAGCUUAUGCAAAAUCAUGGACAUCUGGUGUCCUUGACAAAGCUUCUCAGAGGGAUUCUAUGUCUUUCACACUAGUGAGGCAUCACCUUUCUGGUUUUGUUUUUGAGCGCAAUGCUUCCAUCAAAGUGCGUAAUAAGAUGGUUAAGUCACUUAUCCGGUGUUAUGCUCAGAAGCAGCAUCAUGAGGCUAUGCUCCAGGGUUUUGUUCUGCAUGGCACGCAAAGCAGUGAUGAAGUUAGCCGAAGAUUUGAAAUCUUGAAGGAUGCCUGUGAGAUGAAUUCUUCCCUCUUAGCCGAAGUUCACAGACUGAAGACAUCAAUCGAUGGAUAAUUGCUAGAAUAUAUUCCUAGCAUGGUAAGAGUUGAGCACUAGGAAAAACCAAAAGAGAGUAGCAGUCAGUUCAGUGCCGCUUCCAUAUUUGCUGAGCUUAGUAUUUUACAUUACGAAUUGCCCUGACAGUAGCUGAUAUAUCGAAAGCUCAAAGAACCUCUCACUGACACUGGAGAGCAAGAACUGCAUUUUUGGCGAUUGUAAAUAACAAUGUGUGGGGACGUGGGUUGACUUAGUGACUACAUAAUCAUAAAGUGGCCAUGCUCAUGGGAACUCUCUGGACUUGCCCGGGUGUUUAUGAGGCAUUGACUGACUUGCUGGGGCAGACCAUGUUCCGUCGAGUCAAUCUCCAGUCCAAGUCCAGUGUUCUGCUAUGAUUAUCUGUGCACUCGUUCGGCAAAGACUAAAAUCCUAGCCAUGUCUUUACUGCGCUUACCUAUGCAUUCGUUCGGCAAAGACUUAAAAUCAUAGCAAUGUCUUUGUGCGCUUCGUUAACUUGCCAUGCUAUUUAAAGAUGUGUUUGUCUUUGAGUUAUAGUUCGAAUCAAGAUGUAGACGGGCGAGAGCAAACACCUCUGUACGUCCUUCUAUCAGUUGCUAAUAUUCUAUGAACAUCUGAUCUGUCAUUUUAUACAAUUGAUGUAACAGUGAUGGUGUCAA
Molecule: messenger RNA, 5377 nt
Organism: Brachypodium distachyon (stiff brome)
Lineage: Eukaryota; Viridiplantae; Streptophyta; Magnoliopsida; Poales; Poaceae
Product: transcriptional elongation regulator MINIYO
Exons: 10
Coding region: 129-4718 (1529 amino acids)
Source: RefSeq, a predicted model, not a curated record